Molecule: messenger RNA, 534 nt
Organism: Andrographis paniculata
Lineage: Eukaryota; Viridiplantae; Streptophyta; Magnoliopsida; Lamiales; Acanthaceae
Exons: 3
Coding region: 1-393 (130 amino acids)
Biological process (GO): xylan catabolic process; arabinan catabolic process
Cellular component (GO): plant-type cell wall
Molecular function (GO): xylan 1,4-beta-xylosidase activity; alpha-L-arabinofuranosidase activity
Source: RefSeq, a predicted model, not a curated record
AUGGACAAGAAGGUACAGAAGCUAGUGAACAAGGCGGCAUCUAUCCCUCUCCUCAAGGUCUCAGCUUGCGAGUGGUGGUCGGAGGCUUUGCACGAAGUUUCGCGCCACGGCAAGGAUGUCCGCUUCAAUGGCACCAUCAAAUCCACCACUAUGUUCCCUCAGAUCAUCCUCGCCACACCUCCUUCAAUUCUAAUCUAUGGGAUCAUGUUGCUCAGAGAAUGCACACCUUCCCUUUCUUCUCAAAGAUUGUUACAAGACAUAAUGGAUCCACAAAUAUCAUUUCCAUUUGUUAUCAGGGCUCGUUGUAAGAAUACAAGGUUUCUAGCGGGAGAUGAUGACAAAUACCAUCAUGCAGCAGCUCAAGAGGACGAACUCCCGGCAGAACUGCCGUGACCCCGAUGGCAAUUUUGGUGCGCCAUCCGUUUGUUUAUUUUCGUACUGGUAUUUAAACUCUAAUAUUGUAUGGAUUCUACUAUUUUGACUGUAAUGUUAUGUUUACUAUUUUUCGUGAUAUCCAUCGAUUACGGAACUAUG